This is a messenger RNA of Punica granatum (pomegranate), 2308 nucleotides long. The record is from RefSeq and is a predicted model, not a curated record. NCBI's taxonomy places the organism in Eukaryota, Viridiplantae, Streptophyta, Magnoliopsida, Myrtales, Lythraceae.
UUCGCAGGUCCCUUCCCCACUCGGUCACUGACUCACUAAACUCAGUUACUCACUCUCCCCUGCAGUUCUGCCACAAAACUGACACCUCAAUGAAGUCAUGCACUUCCAUCUCUCUCUCUCUCUGUUUUCUUUCAUUUUCUUCUUCACUUCUCAAAGUUGAGUCUGCGAAGAAACCCCCCACCCACUGUUCUUCUCUCUCUCUCUCUCUCUCUCAACUCCCAACAACUCUCCCUCUACUCUCCAGCCCAGCCUCCUCUUUCACUUCAGUUCAGUUCUUCCGAGCAAACCAAAAAUCUUCUUCCCACCACCACCACCCUUCUACAGAACGAAGAAGGUUUCGCCAGUAAAUCUGUUUUAGCUCCCAUCUCUUCUUUAGAUCUGUCAAACCCCCACAACCUUACAUAUCUCUUCCGCAGGAAACAACAAACAAGCUAGAAGAAAACCCCACUUGCUCGCUCACCUCGUCUCCCUCAAAAAACCAGAAGCCCAAGAAAAGCAAAAAAAGAAAACGAACAACAAAAACACAGAAUCUCCCCUCUCUCUCCUUCAGUGUUCUGUUUCUCUCUCUCUCUAGAGGAAUGCAUUCAAGUUUUGAUUUUUAUCAAUGAAGUGGGAUCCCCACACCUCUCUUCUUCCUCUUCCUCCUCCUCUUCUUCUUCUUCUUCUCGGGGGCGAGUGUGAAUGGGGUGUAUGCUCUCUCAGCUGGCCGCAAAGUUCGCCUUCUUCCCGCCCUCCCCGGCCACCUACCGGAUCAAGAAGGGCGACGACGGCGGCCUCACUGCAGUGACCUCCUCCUCCCCGGAGACCCCGAUCCCGAGCGCUGACGACAGCUCCCUGGACGUCCUCUCCAUCGACACCAAGCGCGGCAACAGGAUCGUGGCGUUUUACCUCAGGAACCCCUAUGCGAGGCUCACUGUGCUCUACUCCCAUGGGAAUGCCACCGACCUCGGCCAGCUCUACGACCUCUUCGUACAGCUCAAGCUCAACCUCCGUGUCAAUGUCAUGGGAUAUGACUAUUCUGGCUAUGGAGCCUCUACUGGUAAGCCGAGUGAAUCCAAUACGUAUGCGGAUAUAGAGGCUGUAUACCAGUGUCUCGAGACUGAGUAUGGAGUUGGUCAAGAGGAUGUGAUCUUGUACGGGCAAUCCGUGGGGAGUGGGCCGACCCUUCAUUUGGCAUCUAAGCUGCCGAGGCUCAGAGGUGUUGUCCUCCACAGUGCCAUUCUCUCUGGCCUACGUGUCCUCUGCCACGUCAAGUUCACAUUUUGCUGCGACAUUUACAAGAACAUCAACAAAAUCCGGAAGGUGAAGUGCCCGGUAUUAGUGAUACAUGGAACAGAAGAUGAUGUUGUGAACUGGCUCCACGGCCAUGGACUGUGGAAAAUGUCCAGGGAACCCUAUGAGCCUCUUUGGAUUAAAGGUGGGGGCCACUGCAAUUUGGAGCUGUACCCCGAUUAUAUCCGACACCUUUGUAGGUUCAUUCACGAGAUGGAGAAGGUCAAUACAGAAAACCGUCUCAAAAAGAUCCGCCAAAAUCUCCACCUCUGCAGGAAAGCAUCAACGUCUACUACCGUCUCCACUUCUUGUUGCUGUUGUAGGAUAAAACUGAGACGCCCCAGAUGCCCAAAAUGCCCAGAAUGCUCGAUGCCCAGCUGCCCUAACUGUUUCAGGUGGCCCAAGUGUUCGGGCUGUUGUGGGCUCAACUGCAUCAAGUUCAAAUGCUGCCCAGAAUGCUCGAAGCCCAGCUGCCCUAACUGUUUCAGGUGGCCCAAGUGUUCGGGCUGUUGUGGGCUCAACUGCAUCAAGUUCAAAUGCUGCCCAGAAUGCUCGAUGCCCAGCUGCCCUAAUUGUUUCAGGUGGCCCAAGUGUUCGGGCUCUUGUGGGCUCAACUGCAUCAAGUUCAAAUGCUGCCCAGAAUGCUCGAUGCCCAGCUGCCCUAAUUGUUUCAGGUGGCCCAAGUGUUCGGGCUCUUGUGGGCUCAACUGCAUCAAGUUCAAAUGCUGCUGUUGGAAGCUCAAGUGCCCAAGAUUUUUUAGACCGAGCUGUAGCUGUAAGCGUAGCUGUUUGAGACCAAAAUGCUGUUUCUGCUGUCUGUGCUGCCCCGAGGGGAAUGGCAAGACCAACAGAAAGCAGGAGGAACCAAAAUAGCCUGUUGCUGUAUAGACUGCUAAACUAGGUGACACCUCCUAAUCGGGCUGUUUGUUAGUAAACUAGAAAGAGUGAUAUCUGGGAUUAUGAUUUAAUUGGUUGUAAUUGGUGGGAUUGAGUUACUAUGAAUCAUAAUGAGCAAAAGAACCGCUCCCGCAUUUAA